This is a messenger RNA of Labrus mixtus (cuckoo wrasse), 8156 nucleotides long. RefSeq lists its product as uncharacterized. The record is from RefSeq and is a predicted model, not a curated record. The coding region runs from base 247 to 7758 and encodes 2503 amino acids. The transcript has 48 exons. NCBI's taxonomy places the organism in Eukaryota, Metazoa, Chordata, Actinopteri, Labriformes, Labridae.
CACAUUAAAUCAGCUCUGGACGUGAGCUAUGGCAAACACUGGGACGAGAUCAACAACAAACGCACCCUUCUUCUUAGCCAGUCCUUCAAAAAUCAAUCCACACCAAAUCACACCAGCUACACAUUGGAGUUUAGUCUCCAAGUGCCAGAGAAGAAUUUAAACUACCGCACACAGCUUCUGCACUCUCACCUGAGACAGCUCGGGUCUGAGAGCAGCACUCACCUCAAAGUCAACUACAACAACCUGAUGCCGCUGGUGGCUGGAUUACACUGGAAAAGUCCUCCACAAGACACCGUGCAGAAAAAAUGGGAAGGCACAUUAAACAUGGACACACCGUGGCUUUACAUCUACACCUCGCACAAACUGAGCCAGCUGCAGCGCCACUCGCUCCAGCUCUCGUCCGAACUGACAGCCAGCAAGUGGCUGACCGUCCGUAACCUCCUGCUGGAGGUUUUCUACCGGGACAGAGGCAGGGAGAAGGAGGCCCGUCUGCAGCUCUACACACCAGCUGUCACCUACAUCAGAGCAGGAGGGUGGGGGUUGGUGGGGAAGCGGACUGUGAAGGCCUUCGGAUCCUUCAGCUCUUUGUGGACUCCUCCCCUGAGAGGAGACAUCUCUCUGGAGGCCUCUAAACUCAGCCACACCCUGCAGAUUGCCUCCACCUACGGCAAGCACAACGUGAGCCUUGUAGCGGCCCUGAACACUGCAGAUAAGAAUUUGAAAAAGAGACAAGCACUUCUGAAGAUGACCUUCUCACAGCCUAAAAGUGCGUCCACAGAGCUGGAGUUUGAAGGAGUCGUAGAGGAGCUGAGGAAAGACAAGAAGAUGUACCAGAAAACAGCAAUGCUCCAUCUCAGACAGCCCUUCCAGACGUUUCCUCAGACUCUGCUCCUGCGGGAGACUUUCACUGUCGACCUUCUCAAAGGCCUCUACAUCCUGGAGUCAAAAGCUGUUUUUCUAAGCAUCAGAGAGGUCAUCCACACCCUCACCAUCGGCUACCGAAAACCAAGCCCUUUUGUUUGUUCUGCACUCGUUCAUCCCUUCAGCUCGGACGUUAUUCCCUCAGACUCAGAAAUGUGUGUUACCGUAUCCAACAAUCAGACCCAUAAAGAUGUACAAGGAAGGUUACGGGUAGGCAGCAAGGAGAGACUGACUUUCUUUGGACAAGUUCGGCUGAACUCUCUGCACUCUUGUCACCAUAUGAUUCAAGUCAGAGGAAACUACACCCAUCAGCUCCAGCUGCAGAUCCCCUCCUCUGCUAUAGUGGAGGGAAAUGUAUGCUGGGACCCCAAAAGCAACACUGACUUUAAUUAUCAGGCUGGAGGGAAACUGAGAAUUGAGCGACAGCAGUGCAAACUAUCUGUACAGCUGAAUGGGACGUCAGGGAGAGUUAAUCUUUAUUCUUCGUUGAGUCAUCCCUUCAAAUCAAAGAUUCCUAAAACUUUAGAGGUAAAGGCAGCUGCAGAUAUUCCCACAGUGGCUGGCAGAGGAAGCAGCUCCGUUAACGUAAGAGCUGAUGGGAAGGAGAGGGUGAAGCUGGAUGCCAGGAUGUCCCACUCCCUCCAUCAUGGAGACAGAGCUGUGGGACUAAGGCUCAACAUAUCCCAGAGUCUGCUGCCUACUACCACAGACCUGCAAGUAAACAUGGCCGCCAACAUGUCCUCAGACAGUGUGUCUCUACAUGGCUCCUUUACACAGGGGCAUGACGCACUGUUGGCCCAGAUCAAAGGGUCUCUAAAAAAUACCCGGGGUCUUCAGCUGGCUGUGUCUGGGGACCUGAGGCACUCCAUGGCCAACCUUGUUAUUUUGCCCCCUGUCCUGGGGUUGGAUGGGGCGCUGGGACAGUCUGACACCCUCAUUGAAGGACAGCUGAGAGUCCGAGUGAUGGAUGCUUUGUACAGCGUGGAGGUAAAACAUCAGGAGGAUACCGAAGAUUCUUUGAACAGCGAAGAGAAAGAGGGAACGACAGGAUAUAAAGUUCACAUGUCUAAUGGUUCGCUGUGUGCUUGGUUUGGGGCGGAGCAUUUGUGUUUGAAUUUAAGCCGCCAACUGGGUGAUCAAGGGAGAGGUGCGGUAUACGCAAAGCUGUUUCACUCCUUCAACCUGCUCAAUGCCACAGGUGUACCUGCCAUCAGUAGUGCCCAGGGAAGGUGGGUCAAAGCUAGUGGUCAACUGUCACUACUGGCAGAGCUGCAGGCUGGACCUGAACAUCUAAAAGCUGAGUUUAAUGGAAGAAAGACAGAACAGGCUGUCCCAAGAUGGGAGUACUACUCCAAAGUGCAGCAUCAAUUUAAAGCUCUAAUGAAAAGAGGCUUAUCAAGCUCCAUGGAAGCCAAGGCACAUUAUCAGUUGGAAACAGACGGACUGGAAACAGGCUUGAUCCUUCACAUGGAAGAUGAGAGAAUUGCUGAGGUCCUUUUUAAUGUUGGAUCAAAAAACAGGACUGCUAUAUUGGCAAUGUCUCUGUGGCAACAGAUGAAUCUGCUCCAAGGAUUCAUACCCAACUCUUUACAGAUGAACUGCACAGGGGACGCCACUGCAGACCGACUCUCAGCCCAGUGCUAUGGAAAUGUGGCAGGUCGCCCUGUGGGGAAUCUUCUGCCAUCACAGUCCUCAGUUAACAUCUCCAUCACCCGUUCUGGAUGUUCAACAAAUCUCAGCACUGUUCUCCAUGCUGAGGGCGAACAGAAAGGCAACCUCAGCCUGCAUUUAACUUGUCACCCAAACCUCAGUCUGAAAGCAUCAGUACAGCACUCUAUAGAGGCGAUACACAUGCUGGGAUUACCCUCGCAUGGAGGAUUAAUCCUGAAUGUUUCGGCUGCACAUCUGCCUGGUGUGGAGGUUGGUCUGGAGCUGGGACAAUGUUAUUUAAGGGGGAAAUUGUGGAAAACCCAGAAAUCCCUAAGAGAGGAGGAGGAGUCUUCCUACACUGCAAAUGUGACCAACUACUGUCCUGCUCUACAGGAUUCAGUCCUCCCAGUGUCUUCGUCUCUUCAGGGCCACCUGUCAGUCGCCCCCUGCCAGCUCUCCUUGACCUCCUCCCUGAGGGCGGACAACCAGGACCUGUCCCUGCAGCUGAGUCAGUCCUGCAGGUCUCCACACCUCUCUGGGAACCUUACACACUCCUUCCUUGCACUGAAGAGCUACAGUGUUCCUCCAAUAAUCACUAUAGAGGCCUCCGCUCCUGGGAGCCCUGAGCAGGCGGGGUCCCUGUUCAUUAAAGCGGGGACAUGUUUCAUCAGAGCCGAUAGAAUCAUAGAGGCUGAAGGAAGGACACAGUGGCUCUGGGCGCUCAAGUCAACAUGCCCAAUGUUGCAGGCUAAUCUGAAUGGCUCAGUGUGGCAGGACCCUCAGGGGAUCUGGACUGUCUUCGUGGACACCCAUAUGGAGGGCAAAAGGGGUUUCCUGAGGCUGAAUGCAAACGCCUGGCCAGACCUGAGUGUGGAGGGCGAGCUCAGUCACAACCAUCCAUCUCUUAGGAAUGUACCUCAGCUCAGCCGAGUGAGAGUCAGCUGCAGGAAUAAAGAAAACCGUUACGACGGUGAAGCCUUCAUUCAGAUGGACGAGUGUUCUUUAGGAGUCAGAGGAGGUGUGAUGUCACAAGCUGGCCUGCAGGGGUCGCUGGUGUAUCACAACAACUGCUCAGUGAUUAAGGCGUUGGGUAGUCCUGACAGGGUGCGAUCCUCCGGGUUGUUGGUUGUCUCCCCAACUGGUGCUGAAUCUCAGGUCUCCAUGGUGAUAGAUGACAAAGAGUUACAGGCAUCUGCUUCUCUCAAGAAAACUGAGGAUAAAAAUGAAGCUUUGCUGAAUCUGAACCACUCUGUGCCCCUGCUGAAGAGGCUGGGACUCCCCGUUAGUGCGACAGUGACAAUGAACUCUGGGAGUCAUGACAAUGGCUCCCAUUAUUAUUUGUUACACAGCAGUGCAGGGAAUCAAAAGGUAACCCAAGAGAUGACAGUGCUUAAAACGUCUGAGACAAUCAGUGUGAAGAGUCAUUUUAUGCACACAGUGAACUAUCUGAAGAAAAUGGGAGUCCCUGCAAACAACAGCAUCCAGGUAGAGUUCGGUUCUGCUGAAGGGAAGGCCUUCACCUUACACUCUCAGCUUGGAGGUCGGCAGGCAGGAAUGAGACUGACGAUGAAAAGUCUCCCAUUGACCAAAGAGAUAAGAGGCAACAUGUGGCACAGCUGGUCGUGGCUACAGGACAGAGGACUUCCACUUAAUAUAGAGGGCCUUUGUUUUAUCCAGGGAGUCCCAGCUCAGCUUCGUUCCCGGGCUCAGCUCUCUGUGGACGGCCACAAGCUGCUCGUCUCUGGUUUGAAUGUCAGUGUGUCUGAUGGACGUCUGGUUGUGCUGCUCUCCUACUCUCCUCCAUCCUCUAAUCACACAGAAACACAACACAGGCUGGAAACUACUCUGACUGCACAGUUCAAAGGUCCUCUGCGGAGCGCCUCACUUGACAUUCACAGGAACAACUGGAGAGUCCUAGCUGUAGGGGAUGUAGGAGGCUGGGGGGCUCAUGUAGGGUCCAAGGAGGCCAGAGUCACACUGAGACACACCAUGCAGGGAGAGACUAGACCCACCUUACAGGUGGAGGCCUGGGGCAGACUGACUGAGUCCCAGCUGAGGUGCUCCAUCGCUGUCAACCCUGAACGCAGCUCCUCCCUUGCACUCAUCAUCCAGGGACACCAUGUUCCUCAUAGCAAGGAGCUGAUGAUGAAGAUGGUCCAGACUCUUCCCAUGAUGUUGGUUUACCUGCCGUCUCAGCUCAAUGUCCGCUCUCAGCUGAACCAGUCAGAGUCCAAUGUGGCCGCUUUGGUGGAGGUUUUAUCAGGCAGGAGGAGGCUGUGGGCUCUAGGGGAACUGGCAGCCAUAGAGAGCGGAUACAGACAGAAUAUAGAGCUCAAACACACGUACCCACAGUUGAAGCCGCUCCCCAGGUCUGUCGCUGUCAGGACGGUGUAUGAGGCCAGAGCAUGGCGCUACCAGGUCCAACAUGGAGCUGUGUGGGGAAACCAGGAGUUCAGCCUAUCCGGUCUCUACUCUGCCCCUCCUGCUCUGGAGCUGGGGAAUGAGACACUGAAGGUUCAGAUCAGCUGUGCUCCCCGUUUGACCAGUUUGGAGGUGACACUGGAGCGGUCCUUACAGGGCAGACUGGACAGUGUUUUACUGGGCUGGACCAGGCAUGGAAAACUGGAGCAGGUCAGAGCUGUGAGCUUGUGGAGUCGCUCAGAGGAGAUGAAUGAGACCAAACUGGAGCUGAAUCAGCCGUUCUCCUCCACACUGAGCCGGAUGAGCCUUCACAGUCUGACACAUCAUUCACAGAGAGAACAACGCAGCAGCCACGCAACCCACCUGUCCUGGGACAGCACGGCCCCCAUCAACAUCUCCCUCAACCUGAACAAACAGUGGCAGAACAACUCCAGCAGGGGGCAGGCAUGUGCUCAGUUCUCAACACGACAGAUGGCGGUGUCCCUGGUUAAAGGCUGUGUGUCGGUGGCUCAGGAAGGGAAAUCACAUUUACAAAAUGCAGAGUUAAGAUGGGACAACAGGAGCAUCAAGCAGGGAAUGAAGUACCAGAGGGGCCCACAGGGUACGCACAGCCUUCAGGUUAACCUGGGUCUAGAAAAAGUGUCUCCUGCACCCUGUCCUUCACACACACUCCUGGCCAGGAUCCAGACCAACCUGAAAGAUCGUUUGGAGCACACAGUGCUGCUGGGCCUCUGUCCCCCUCAGCCAACUCUGUCAUGGUCAGGAUCGCACAGAGUGAACUCAGGAGAGGAGCUGUUUUACACUCAGUCUCAUCUGUCGGUAACAGGACGGCCCCGCCAGUGCAGCAUCACCUUCGCCCUGACAAACUCGUCCACACCUCAGGGCUCCAACAUGUCUCUUAUCUCUGAGUCCAGAAUUGGUAAUUGGAGUGUGGAGGUUGGGAGCAGUGCCCUGACCUGGCCUGGGGGGUCUGGACUUCAGUUGCAGGCCAGACUUGACCGCAGGGAGAAGAUCUGGCUGAGCGGGAGUGUAGAGGGGCGAUGUCUGAGGACCACAGCAGGAUAUAUGAAUGGUCCGGGACUGAGCGAAGAUGUCACUGUCACAGCAUGUGUUGGAAAGAAUCACAGUUUGAUGCUGGAUGUGAAGGAAAAAUAUGGCAGCAGUAAACCUCAAACUCUUGGCCGUGUGUCUGUAGGAUCAGCCAAUCAGAAGCUGAUGCUAAGAGCAGAUGGCUGUUUGGAAAGUCUGACUGCUGUAGAGGCAAGGAUUCAAUAUCUGAGCUCUCAGAUACGGAAGAAGCUUUUGGAAAGAAUCAAGAUGAUGCAACAUCUCCUUCUUGAGUUCAGACAGCAGUCCAGAGACAGUGAGCUGCUCCAGGACCUGACCCUGGUCCCCCUUCUUCUAUCCCAGCAAGCAAAGGCUCUGCUGGAUCACAAACAAGACCUUUUUUUGUGGCAGAGAAGCCUCCUGUGGCGCAUUGUCACCGACAGCCUGCCUCGAUUUCUCAGCCUGCUGCAGCACGCAUCUCUGCUGGGACAACAGGAACUGAGGAGGCCUUUAGCCACUCUGGCAGGUGUGUAUCAAGAUGUGAAGGGGCAGAGGCUGGAGGCGCUGUGGAGAGAGGCUGUUUCUUUGUGGACUGAUGGGCUGGUGGAGCUCCUACCUGCUCUGAUGGAAAACCCUCAGCUUAGGCCACUUGCUCAGGCCUGUGUCACCACGCUCAGCGCCGCCCUGGAUGUGGGAGGACAGCAAACCUACCACUGGGUGGAGACCAGGUUGGCGAUGGCUCUGUCUGGAGUCAGGAAACGUCUUGGAUCUGUCUACAAAUUCUCCCCGAGCGAGUGUUCAGUGAUCAUAUCAGUGCCACUGCCAUCGCUGCGCUGGCCCAGGGUGGCCCAGACUGGUCUGGUGGAGAUCCUCCUGGAAGAGUGGCUCCUAAGGCCCCUGCAGACCCUCGCCUCCAUCCGACCAGUAGCCGAACUCUAUCGGCUGAAAAGGAAGAUCAUGGACAGCCCAUUCAUAUAUCAAGCUCUGUUGGUGGCUGAUCAGUUUGUGGUGACAUUCGAUGGUCACCUGUACGAACUCCCGCGCUCCUGUCCUCUGCUCCUCGCUCAGGAUGUCAGCGCUGAGUCCUCAUUCACGCUAAUGCUUGGUUCUCACUCAAACACCUUCCUACUAAUUGGAAUAGAUAACAACACCAUCAACAUUCAGCGAAACGGACAGGUGAAGGCCAACUGCAACAGCGCUGUAACGCACACUUUUCGCAGUGACAAUGGAGUGACUGUCAGGAGAGGGUCGACCGCUGUUCAGGUUUCCAAUCAGCAUGGAGUGUCAGUGUCAUGUGACCUGCUGUUUCAGGUGUGCAGCUUCACUCUUGAUGGAUGGCUGCACGGCUCGUCCACUGGUCUGUUGGGAACUAAUGACAAUGAAGCAGGAAAUGAUUUCCCUUUGCCUGAUGGAUCUCAAGCUGAGAACAUGGGCAGGUUUUUCCACAGUUGGCAGAUGAAACCAGACUGUAUUAAACCAUCAGGUGUAAAUGAGCACUCUCCAGAAGCAGCCAUCAGCCAUGUGAGCUGUGAUUUCCUGUUCUCUUCUCCUGACUCCCCUCUGAGCUCCUGUUUCAGGGUGGUGAGUCCCACUCAGUUCUUGUCUGUUUGUGAGAUGAGCUCCUCCAGAGCCCCCUGCAGACUAGCAUCUGCUUUUGUUCACCUCUGUCAGCAGAACUACAUACCUCUGGAGGUGCCUGUGCAGUGCUUGAAAGUAUGAAGAAGGGACAAGCUGCUGUGAAGCAAAAACAGAAAUCUAUGACCUCUUUUAGCUGCUAGAUCAAAAUUUAAACUUUUAUACCACUGUUUGUGCUAUGCAUUAUUCUUUAUUUUGUAUUCAAUUUUGUAUUGUUACACAUAAUUACACCUAUAAUAUUGAUACUGUGCCAAUAAUGAGAAUGUGAACAAAUAACUACAGAGAGCAGUUCAUAAGUAACCAUGUGGCCUCGUUUUUGUUUUCUGUGGUCUGUAGUACAAACACUGAAUAUUUUUGUGAUUGCCCUUCGUGAAAACACAGUGACUAAUUCUCACAAGUUAACUUCGAUCAUGAAACGAACCAUGUUUGUUUACAUUCAGUGCUUGUAUUGAUUUAUUAUUAAACAAUUUGUCAAAUAUUUA